AUGGCUUUACAAAUAAUGACCGAUGGGAGAUGCAAUUUCACUAAUUUUUCUUAUGAUCUUGAAGAUGUAUCAAAUAUCCGACCAACGUAUAGAAAAGCUGUUGUAAAGGAAGAUCCUACAAGUGAUGCGAAAAGAGAAGGUGCUGGAGCCGCACAGAGUUCCUCUAUGGAAUUACUGGGUUAUGACUGGAUAGCAUCAAUGGUAGAUAAUCAAAUGAGAUCAAUGUAUGCUAACAUUAUGGACAGUUGUGAUAAAAAGUUAUUAGGUUGUGACUCAGUUGACGACCAAUGGUUAAAUCGACAAGAACUUUUUGAUGACCUCAAUAAGUUUCGUCAAACGAAUUCUGAAUUGUGUUGUUCACAACAACCUUUAAGUUAUAACAGUGAAUUUACUAGAGUUAAUCCUACACGACCUACAUCAAGUGUCAGACAACUGAUGCGAUCAAUUCCACCUAUUAGAACUAAGAGUUCUUCACACCGUAUUUCAACACCACCAAUUACAUACAAUUAUACACUGAAUUCUAGAUUGUUUCCUAUAAGAACAGAUAUUUUGGCUGAUGAUGAAAAGGCAGAAAACGACACGGCGAACCCUGUGAUUCUGAGGAUUUCAAUCCCAUCAAAUCGUCUGAAAUGUAUGAAAUUACCAAAUGACUCCUACGAGAAAAAUAUACCAUUUCCAUCACGUCGGUUAACGAAUUCAAUCUCCUUGAUGGGACAUUGCUACUAAAUGAUGAAAAGAGGAAUAUUGGUACAACACUGCAUUUCUUCGUUAUCGACAAAGUUGUGGAAGGUAAUCGGGUGGAUGAGUUCUGACAAAUAAUUCUGAACAGAAUACUUGUGGAACACUAAAUAAUUGUAAUUUCUCUGUACCUUUUGUAUUCAUCGAUUGUGUUACAAGGUAUUGUAAUGCUUCACUUAUUUGACUAAGCAUAAUAACUGUAUAAGAACACAUUUAAGGCAAAUACAUAAAUCUGUGCAGUUUAAAUGGGUUGAAUUUCACAAAAUGAAAAUGUUUGUGGUUAAAUGUUUUUUAUAAGGCAGAUUGAUCGUUUCGAUAUGCUCAGUU
Trichobilharzia regenti is the source of this 1065-nucleotide messenger RNA. The record is from the annotation of a GenBank genome assembly. Lineage: Eukaryota; Metazoa; Platyhelminthes; Trematoda; Strigeidida; Schistosomatidae.